This is a messenger RNA of Plasmopara halstedii, 1068 nucleotides long. Its product is annotated as g-protein alpha subunit 1. Lineage: Eukaryota; Oomycota; Peronosporomycetes; Peronosporales; Peronosporaceae. Gene Ontology annotation, molecular function: GTPase activity; G protein-coupled receptor binding; G-protein beta/gamma-subunit complex binding. The transcript is spliced from 2 exons. Bases 1 to 1068 code for a protein of 355 amino acids. The record is from RefSeq and is a predicted model, not a curated record. Gene Ontology annotation, biological process: adenylate cyclase-modulating G protein-coupled receptor signaling pathway. Gene Ontology annotation, cellular component: heterotrimeric G-protein complex.
AUGGGACUUUGUGCUUCCAAGUUGAGCGAAAAUGAUCGAGAAGCAAUGGUUAAGUCACGCGAUAUUGAAGCUAAGAAUGAGGAAGCUCACCGUGUUGAGCAAGAGAAGGUGAAAUUGCUGCUGCUUGGUGCAGGAGAGUCAGGCAAGAGCACGGUGUUUAAACAGAUGAAGAUUUUGUUUGGCGCAGCUUUAACUGAAGAUGAGAAGCGACACUGUACGCCGAUAAUCUACAAUAAUGUAGUGACAUCCAUGAAGAUGUUGAUUGAGCAGUGCAACGAAAUGAAAUUGAAAGGCGAAGUGGCGUGCGUACAGGAUUUUGAGGAUAUACGCACGCUGAGUGAUGAGGCAGAAGUUAACCCUGUGAUAGGUCAGAAAAUAAAAAACUUGUGGAUGGAUCCUGGAAUUGUUGCCACCUGGAACCGUCGAGCCGAAUUUCAAAUCAUCGAGUCGGUUAAGUACUACUUUAAUGACCUCGAUCGUAUCAUGCGAGAUGAUUAUGCAGCAACACAGCAGGAUAUGCUUUACGCUCGUGUGCGUACAUCCGGUAUUGUCGAAGAAAGGUAUCAGAUUGAUGGUGCUACAUUUGUGAUGUACGAUGUUGGUGGACAGCGCAAUGAGCGAAAAAAAUGGAUUCACUGCUUUGAGGACGUGACUGCAGUGAUAUUUGUUGCUGCGCUAAGUGAGUACGAUCAAUCUUUGUACGAGGACGCUUCAACGAAUCGUAUGAUUGAGGCAAUCACCUUAUUUGACGAGAUUAUAAACAACAAGUUCUUUUCGAACUCUGCGAUGAUUUUAUUUUUGAAUAAAAAGGACCUGUUUCAGGACAAAAUCAAGAAAGUGGAUCCCAAGACUGUAGACGUCUUCAAGGAUUUUCCCGGUGGCAUUGGCGAUUAUGACUUGGGUGUCCAGUACUUUCUAGGAAAGUUUAUGGAAACAAAUCGCCAGCCUGAGAAGGAGGUUUAUCACCACGUGACGUGUGCUACUGAUUCGCAAAAUGUCCAAGUUGUGUUUAAUGCCUGCAAAGAUAUUAUUUUGAAGCAGAAUAUUAAAGGAUCUGGCUUCAUGUAG